Messenger RNA from Leptopilina boulardi, 6306 nucleotides. It is a transcript of the gene Gyf, whose product is annotated as GRB10-interacting GYF protein 2. Gene Ontology annotation, molecular function: protein binding. The coding region runs from base 204 to 4301 and encodes 1365 amino acids. The transcript has 13 exons. NCBI's taxonomy places the organism in Eukaryota, Metazoa, Arthropoda, Insecta, Hymenoptera, Figitidae. The record is from RefSeq and is a predicted model, not a curated record.
GUCCCAGCUUGUCCUGGACUGUCCCAAAAAGCUGUCAGCCAUAUUGGUGUAUUGUAUUGUUCGUAGAGUGAUUUUGAAGUGAAAUAAGAUAUUUCUUGCACUUUAUUCACGUUGUAUCUACGCUCGCAAAUUAUUUAAAACCAAAGUGUUUUUGGAUCAACUUCUUUUGUCGUUUAAUACAUCGUGUUCAGAAGUAGAGCAUCAUGACGGAUUCCCUGAAGUUUGGCCCAGAAUGGUUGCGCAAUCUAGCAGGAGACAAUUGCAGUGCCGGUGGGGGUGGUGGUGGUGGUUUGACAAGCCUAACUGCUCCUCGGUAUCAGCUAGCUGAUCAUAGAUAUGGUCGAGAAGAAAUGUUAGCUCUUUUCGACCGUACUUAUAAACCGCCUGAAACAUUAUCAAGUUUCGGAGCUAUAUUUGCCGACAAAGUCCAACUACCAUUGGCUUUAAUUCAAAUGACAGAGGAUGAGUUGCGACUGUGGAAUGGUGGAAUAACAAGCACGCCUGGUCGAGGAAGAGGUGGUAGUGUUGAUCGUGGGGGGCGUGGAAGAAUCGGAAGAGGUGGUCUAUACUCUUCUUCCUAUUCACGUGGUUACGAGGAAUCAGGAGACGGAACUAGAAGCGAGACACAACCUUUUUCUGCAAGAAGCAGACCAUUCGAAAGAUCACAAAGUGAACGAGGAUGGUCAGAAAGAAAUGGGAUUGCGGAUCCAGGCGAGUGGAAUGGUUCUACAAGUCCACGAAAAGAAUUAGGUCGUGGACCUAGUGGAGGUUCCCUCAUGGAAAGUAAUUGGCGUCGUCAUCGAGGUGGCAGUGAGGAUGACGACGGCUGGAGGGUUACUUCCAAUAGUCGUGGAGAAAAAUGGGGAGUUCAUUUCCUAGGCAAAGGUAAUUGGCGAGAUGGUGGAUAUUUGGAUAAGGACAAAGCUGAUGGGGAAGGUGAGGAAAAUCGAAAUACGGGACGUUGGGAGCACAGAGGAAAUCAUAGAGGUCCUUAUGAUGCAUCCCAUCAUCCUCCAUCUCGCAGACCUUGGGAUCCUAAUCACCAUGACAACCACGACAACCUCCCGGAAUGGGCGACUGAAAAUCCAAGUGAAAGUGGAGGAAGUUUCGAUGCUUCGGGCGCGUUCCAUGGAGGAAUGUAUUCCGACGAUGACGAAGAUGGGGGUACAACUGGAGAUGGUUCUCACGAGCCGAAAUCGCGCAAAGUGUCCGAAGGAAAUGCGUCGAAGCAGAAUAAUAAAAAUACAACGCAGGAUCAAUCGACCACUCGCCAAACGUACACGUCAACGACGACGAUAACAACGGCAACGACCACCAAUGCAGUAACUAAAGAACGACCCAAGUCGCUGCAUCCGUUCGAGGAUAAAGGCGGCGUGCCUGUUAGUCAAGAGAGACCAAGUCUCUCGCCGCCGAGAUCCAGGAAUAGCAGUGCGACGUUGAAAGCUCCACCACCCACGCCCGAAUCUAAAGCUCAUCUUGAGAACUUCCCGUCCAGAAAAGCACUACCUACCGAGGCACCUAGUGAAAAACUAAGCGAUGGCGAUAGAAAUCCAGCACUGGACAUGAAACCCAUUGAAAACAAGUUCCAGGAGAACAAUGAGGAGAAUUUAAAUAUGGAUCCUGCUGUGAUACUAAUGAGUCGACAGCCUCCCCAAAAAAUGACGGGCUUUAUUAAUUCUCCAAAUGUCUUGAAUCAAAUGAACCAGAAAAUGGACGAGCAUUUGGAUAGAAUGGAUGAGGAAGCGGAUGCUCUGGUUGCCAAGUUGAUGUCGGAAGACGGUGGCCACAGAGGCGAACACGUCAAUCCUUCGGAUUCAAAUUCAAUUCCAAAUUUGGAUAAUUCCAGUGUUUUAGAAAAAUGGUUUUACCGUGAUCCACAGGGUGAAGUUCAGGGUCCAUUUUUGGCCAAUGAAAUGGCCGAAUGGUGGAAGCAAGGUUACUUCUCGGCAAGUUUACUCGUGAGGAGAACUUGCGAUGAAAGAUACGCUUCACUCGGAGAUUUGAUGAAUAUGUGCGGUCGAGUUCCAUUUAAGCCCGGACCUCUAUUUCCCCCACUAAAAUUAUCGGGUCAAAUUCCUGGCGUCCCGAAUCCAGUAUUACCGGGAAUGCCUGGCAGCAAUUUACCAAAACCAGCGAUUGACGAUUCGAUGUUGUUACUUCAAUAUCAGAGGCUUCAAGUAAUGCAAAAUCAAGUGUUUCUUCGGCAAAUGGCGAUCGCGAAACUUUCGCAGUCGGAACAUUGGGCAUCGUUGAGCCCAGUUGAGCAGAAUCAAUUAAUACUACAGUAUGUCAUUCAAGAAUCGGAAUUGUCGGACAUGCAAAUGAAUCACAAUCCAUUUGUCACGCCGUUGACAACGCAAACGCCAAAUCCUGUGAUGCAAUUGUUCAAUCAAAUGCAGACAAAGACGCAAUUGGAGAAUCACAUGGCGGCAAGCGGUCAUCAGACAAAUUCAGCACAUUCAGCGCCACUUGGGUUUUUGCAGAUGAUGCAGGAAAGAAACAACCAACAAAUGAACGUUCACGCGAAUGGACAUCCGCAAGUUCCGGUUGAUUCCGUUUGGCCCCAGCCACCACCUCAUAUUGCCACUCCAUUCAAUGCACAAAAUUGGCUGACACAGGUUGGGCCAAUACCUGCAAUGCCACCUGGACAUAUGCCCAAUUCAUUGUGGGAUAUGCACGGCAAAGACAUUAAGACUGAGCAACAAAUAUUAGAAGAGCAAAAACUUAGACAACAAGAUGAUAAGAAAGAGGAUAUGAAGAAAUUAUUAGAAGAGAUAAAACGACACAAUGAUGAGGUCCUGAAACAACAUAUAGAAGAGAGAGCGAAAAAAGCAGAAGAGGCUAAACGACUCGAGGAAGAAAAGAAGCGAAUCGAGGAGGAGAGGAGGAUCGAGGAAGAGAGGAAGCGCAUUGAAGAGGAAAAGUUGAAAGAGGAAGAAUUAAGAAAGAGAGAGGAAAAGAAACGUAAAGAAGAAGAGCGAAAGAAAGAGGAGAAACGAAGGCAAGAAGAGGAAUUAAUUAAAAAAAGACUGGAGGAGGAGAAAAAGCGAAAGGAAGAGGUUCGAAGACAAGAAGAGAAAUUGAGGAAGGAAGAAGAGAAACGCAAGAAAUUGGAAGAGGAGCAAAGGCGAUUAGAAGAGGAAGCACGAAAGAAGGAAGAGGCAUUGCAACGCAAAGCCGAGGCGGAAGAACAGGCGCGAAAAGCUGAGCAAAGACGACGAGAACAGGAGGCACUGCGCAAAUUGCAAGAGCGCAGCAAAGCACCGUGGGCUCAAGCGGCGACGCCAGUCGCUCAAGCCUCGUCUCUCGCCGAAAUUCAAAAACAUGAACGGGAAAAGAAGGCGGAACAACAACGAUUCCAGCAAAUUUUGCAAAUGCAAGUGGCACAACAGAAAGCACUCGAAGCUGCACAAGAAGCAGUGCCAAUGGAUUCUUCAAAGCGUCUGCAGUUCAAGUGGGCGGAGAAAACGGCCGCUUCCAAUAAGCAGCCACAGGUGAAGAGCUUGGCGCAAAUACAACAGGAGGAACAGGAACGCAUCGCCAAAGAGCGCGAGAGGCAGGAGAAAACUGUCCCAAAAGAGCCGACUAUUUCUCUGCAAAAUGCUGGCAUUUGGGGAACUGCUUCGCAAUCGUUGACUUGGGCCAAUUCGACGAGUUCCGGGAGUCAAGCUUGGGCCAGUGCCAGUAAUACAGGCGGUUUCUGGGACGAUAUCGCUCCCGCCAAGUCGAAUGCUCCGCCAAAGCAGUCUGUUAAAGCUGCACCCAUUAAAGUGAUUCCCGUUCCACAACCUCAAGUUCAACAGCUUAAUAACAAGGCUACCAAGAAUAAGAAUAAACGGGAGGAGGAACUCGUGAAAAAGCUCUUUGAGCAAAACACUGCCAAGCCUGAUGACUUUACGCAGUGGUGUAACAAAGCACUCGGUGGACUACAAGUUUCUGUAGAUAUUCCAACGUUCAUUGGAUUUCUGCGGGACAUUGAAUCUGCAUAUGAGGUUAAAGAAUAUGUGCGUCUUUAUUUGGGCGACGAUAGAUGCUGCAUGGAUUUCGCGAGACAGUUUUUAGAAAAACGAAGCAAAUGGCGAUCGGCACAGCGUCCUCAGGCACAAGCAGAUGAUCUUUGUAAACCUGCUCCUGCCGUCAAUCCAAAUACAUCAGCUGAAUUCCAGGAAGUUAAGGGCAAAUCAAAGAAGCCAAAGAAGGGAAAAAUGUUCAAAGUGGACAACAGAAUUCUUGGCUUUAGCGUGACAUCAGCUCCGGAUCGCAUCAAUGUUGGCGAUCGCGAUUACGGAGAAGGAUUUUAAAGGAAACACACAUAAUGCUUCAUAAUUGUUUAAACGAAGAAAUGAAGCAACGCGGAGUUUGACAGUUGAUUACUUAUUUAUUUAUUGUAGCUAACUGGAUUCAGAGGAACUCGUCGGUCAUACUCCGCGUUUGUUAAUUAAAAGAUUUUCUAUGAAAAUUGCCAUGGAGAUAUUUAAAGACGACGAGAACCUUUGAAAUCUGCGUAGACGCAGCAGUCUUUCCUCUCUGACAGGAACACCUUGAAAGGUUCAGUCCUCCAACGUAUUAGAAAAUUCAAAACACCGAAUUUCAGUUAUCAUUCUUAUCAUUUCUCUUCAAAUGUUUUUUAUCCUUACGCGAACUAAUUGAGAUUAAUUGUUAUAUUGUUUAAAAGGAAAACUGCUUUCUGGCAGUUUUUUUUAUUAAAAGAAAUUUAUUACACUGUUGAAGAAAUAAUGCCGAAAAAUUUUUCAGUUUGUAAAGAUUUCUUAACUGUUGUGUAAAGUUUCUUGAGCUUUUGUAUUUUUCUAAAAUGAUUUCUUAAACUUAAGCAUUUUUAUAUUUUAAAACUUUUAGAUAUUUAUGACAUUAGUUCGUUUAAGGAUAAAAAUUGUUCCAACUGCACCUCGACUUGAACAGUAUUCAGAAUACAAAUUUCGAUCAUUUUUUUUCUUGUCAAUAUAUUAUCAUUUUUAUAAAUGUCACAUAGAGCAAUUGAUCGAAAUUAAAAUUCGUUUCAUUUCAUUCUUUAGCAAUUUGCGCAUUCUGCGAGUGCCAUGUGUGUUUUUUUUUCUUUUUUUUGAAAAAUAAAUAUAUAUAUAUAUAUAUUAUUAUUGAAUCUGUGACCUGAAGCAUUAAUUUUUUUUUAAAGAAGAGAAAAAUAUUAAAGAAUUUGGAAAAUUAUAUCUAGACUGCACUAUUGAUGAAAAAAUCUCACAACAGUUUUAAUUAGGUUUAGUUCAUAAAAACAAUUUAUUUAUAUAUAGUUUAAAAUAAUGUUAAUAGAAAAAAUUUAUUAUUUUUCAUAUUUAACAGAUAGUUUACGCAAAAGUUGAUUUUAAUGAAUUUUAAUUCAAUUUUAUAUAAUUAAACGAGUACAGUGAUAGAUGAUGAACCUAUAUAUAUAUAUAUAGGUUCAUUUCAAAAAAUAGCGCAGUUUAUAUGUCUUUUUCUGUUAUUUUUUUCGUCUGUUAAACUUGACACCUUGUUUUUUCGCAUAAGAAUCGAUAAAAAAAACUGAAUGCAUUAUUUUGGAAAAGAGUGUAUUAAAAAAAAUUUUACCAUAAAGCGAGAAUGUUAAUUUUAUUUUAUUGGAAAUAUUGCUAUUUUAAAGAAUAAUUAAUAAUUUUACCAAAAAUAAUUUUUCCUUUUGAAACUGAAAAAUAAUUUUUGAUGAAAGCUGUUCUUAAAAAUUGCAAAACAUUUCUCGAAUAACGAGUAUUGACAUUCUGGAAAUUUUAACAAUUUUUAAUACCUUUGCGAUUAUUUUAAUGUUUAUCAAGACAAAGAAUCGUUAAAAGUUAAGAAAAAAAAAAAAAUUUCAAAAUUAUUGUUCCAUAAAUAUAUUUUUUAUAAUUAUUCAAGAAUUAUUUCGGACAAAUUAAUGAAUGCUCAAAAAUGAUUCGAAUGAGAGAAAAAAAUAAAUCAGAGUCGUUGAUAUUUUUUAUUAUUAUUAAUAUUAAUUUAGAAACACUCUGAGUUUGGCUAAUUAUCGGUAUUACUGCGCAGAUAGAUGCGAUAAAAAUACAGGACUGGAUUUGUUCCGUCAGAUCUGAUCAUUCAUAAUAUUGUAAAGGUUGUUAACUAAGGGAUGUUGUCCUUCCGCUGCAACAAUCGUUUUUACAUCUGUUCAGAGAAAGAACUAUUUCCCUUAAUUGAAAGAUUUAUGUAUAAAUAGGAAAAAAUGUACAUUAAUACAGUGAUGAUUAAACAAACAGAAUAAUGAUUGAUAUUGUAUCAAUAUUAUUAUUAUUAUUAUUGUAUCUAACGUACAACUUGGUAAAAUAAAUCUUAUUAUAUUUUCAA